Messenger RNA from Centrocercus urophasianus (Greater sage-grouse), 963 nucleotides. RefSeq names its product homeobox A1 (gene HOXA1). The transcript is spliced from 2 exons. The record is from RefSeq and is a predicted model, not a curated record. The coding region runs from base 1 to 963 and encodes 320 amino acids. Lineage: Eukaryota; Metazoa; Chordata; Aves; Galliformes; Phasianidae. Gene Ontology annotation, biological process: regulation of transcription by RNA polymerase II. Gene Ontology annotation, molecular function: RNA polymerase II cis-regulatory region sequence-specific DNA binding; DNA-binding transcription factor activity, RNA polymerase II-specific. Gene Ontology annotation, cellular component: nucleus.
AUGAGCUCCUUCCUCGAGUACCCCGUCCUCGGCGGCGAGGCGGGGGCCUGUGCCGCCCGCUCCUACCACCCUGAGCACGGAAUUACAACUUUCCAACCCUGCGCCGUCAGCGCCGGCAGCUGCAGCGGGGAGGACCGCUUCCUCGUGGGCCGCGGGGUGCCCCUCAGUCCCCACCGGCACCACCAUCCCCCGGCCCAGCCUGCCGCCUACCAGCACCACGGCGGCCUGGGGGUGUCCUACGCGCAUCCCGGCUGCCCCCCGACGUACGGCGCGCAGGGCUUCGGCGCCGCCUAUGGCCCCUACGCUCUGGGGCAGGACGCCGAGCUGGGCGGCGGCUUCCCCCCCUGCGCGCCCGCCGUCUACUCGGGCAGCCUCUCCUCCGCCGCAGCGCAGCACCCGCACCAGGGCUACGCGGGGGGGCCCGCGCAGUACGUGCCCUCCCCGUACGGGCAGGAGCAGCAGAGCCUGCCCCUGGGCACCUACAACCAUGCUCUCUCUCCCCUCCACGCCGGCCACCAGGACAACUCCCGCUCCCCCUCCGCCGACACCUCGCCGCCGGCGCAGACCUUCGACUGGAUGAAAGUUAAAAGGAACCCCCCUAAAACAGGCAAGGCCGGCGAGUACGGCUUCGUGGGGCAGCCCAACACCGUCCGUACCAACUUCACUACCAAGCAGCUUACCGAAUUGGAGAAAGAGUUCCACUUCAACAAGUACCUGACCCGGGCCAGGCGGGUGGAAAUCGCAGCCUCCCUCCAGCUCAACGAGACGCAGGUGAAGAUAUGGUUCCAGAACCGGCGGAUGAAGCAGAAGAAGAGGGAGAAAGAGGGGCUGCUGCCCAUCUCCCCCACCACCCCCACGGGCUGUGAGGAGAAGGCGGAGGACCCGUCGGAGAAGUGCUGCCCGUCGCCCUGCAGCGCCUCGCCCGCAUCCUGCACCUCAGACCCGGGUCCCGCCACCAACUGA